AUGGCAGACAAAGAAACAGAAACCCAGGCCCCAGCGCAAACGGCUGAGGAUGAUGAGGUAGCAAACCUAGAGCAAGAGGUCACAGAGGGAAACUGGACUCGCCCCGAGGUCGAAGUGCACGAAGUCAAAGUGGAAACGGGAGAAGAAAGCGAAGACACUUUUUGGAAAUGCCGUUCAAAGCUGUACAGGUGGGCUGCUGGAGGCGAGUGGAAAGAGCGAGGCCUGGGCGAGGCGAAACUGCUGCAGCACAGGGAAACCAAAAAGAUUAGAUUUCUUCUGCGCCAGGAGAAGACCCUUAAGAUUGUAGCCAACCACUACGUGGUGGCAACUGACGUUUACUGCAAGCUGACGCCCAACGUCAGCUCCGAAAAGAUAUGGGUCUGGACGGUUAUGGAUUUCGCUGAGGGGGAAUUGAAAAAUGAGCAAUUUGCUCUAAAGUUUGGUCAAGUUGAACAGGCGAAGGAGUUUAAGGAGAAGUUUGAGGAGGCUGCCGCAAUUAAUUCGAAGCUGUUCGGCAUUGGCGACUCGACGAAGGAGGGAGAGAAAACAGAAGAAAAAGAAGCCGAAAAAAGCACCGAAAGCAAAGAUGAUGAGACGAAGGAAACCGAGGGGGCUGCAGCCAAGACAGAAGCAGCAGCAGAAGUGGCGAAAGAUAAGGCUGAAUCAAAGACAGAGAAUGCGUGA
Eimeria tenella is the source of this 684-nucleotide messenger RNA. Its product is annotated as ran-specific GTPase-activating protein, putative. The transcript is spliced from 4 exons. The record is from RefSeq and is a predicted model, not a curated record. Gene Ontology annotation, cellular component: nuclear pore; cytoplasm. Gene Ontology annotation, biological process: intracellular transport. NCBI's taxonomy places the organism in Eukaryota, Apicomplexa, Conoidasida, Eucoccidiorida, Eimeriidae. Gene Ontology annotation, molecular function: GTPase activator activity. The coding region runs from base 1 to 684 and encodes 227 amino acids.